UUUUGAAUUUUGUAAAUAUAAGAUAAUUUCAGUAUUUGCAUGCUUUUAGAUAUCUAUAUUAAUUAUUAAUUAAUUUCCCGCAUGGAUAUACCUGUGCCAGAAUGCAUUACAAGGAGUUUUAUAUUUGAGUAUGAAGAAAUAUUGGAAGAAAAUGGAAUCAAAAAGGUAAUUUUACCCAUCUGUAUACCCAAUGAAAUAGAUUAUGAUGAGCUAAUUGGUCAAUAUAUCACUGAAUAUAAUAUUCCUCCUUAUGAAGAAGAAAGUUUUCAUAAGAAACUAAUUGAAUUUAUAAAGCUAGAAUCUAUCAACCAUUACAAGUUUGUAACAAAUACCUAUGUCAAUGCAUUUUUGAAUAGUAAUGAUGAUAUAGUAUCAAAAAUAGCUGACCACUGGGCUAGUUUUUUUGAAAAUGAGCCAAAAUUUUCUGAAUCUACAGGAGAUCUUAGUAAAAAUCUUAAAGAUAGAUUUAAUGAGAUGUCAGAUGAAGAAAUUUUUGCAGAAGCUUAUACCCAUUUAAUUAUGACACAAUAUUUAGAAACAAUGUUACAAUUGGAAGAUGAACAUUUAAUUCAUAUUAGAGAUUUACUUAAACAAAGAGAUCAAGAUAUUAUAAACCUCAACAAAAAGAAUAAACUUGAAAUGGAAGAUGCAUUAAAUUCUAAUAUCAAUAAAUUGGUCAGUUCUUUGGCCAAUUCUCAUUCGGACGAAAUGCAUUUGUCUCAAUCUAGUUGGGAUAGUAAACUUACCUGUGUCAAGGCGGUUCAAAGGAAAGAGUUAAGGGAAUGGGUCAUGAAAGUUUACGAAGAUGAUAUAUUACUCAAAAAGCAUGAUAAUGACAGUGUUAGUAAUGACGCAAAUGGUAGGAUUAUGAAAAUUGAUAAAGAUGCUAAAAAUAAAGACACUUUAAUAUUAAAUUCCUGUAAAUCUGAUGAGCAGAUUGAUAAUAAUCUUUUUAAAAUUACGGGUGAUAUAUCGGAUGUCAUUAAAAAUAUAAAUAUCGACGAUGAUACCCAUGAUUCGUGCAGGGUAUUUCAGGAAGAAAGCUUCAGCGUUCAUCUGGGAUGUCAGCUCAAAUCUAUGUACAAUUUGAGACUUCUCAAAUGUAAUUACUUGCCUCAUUUUUGCGAUUUCCAAAACAAUUCAAGAACUGCCAAAUCAUACAGUCCAGACCCCGUAAAACUACAAACAUUACUUACUCUCUAUACCGACAAACUGAACGCUAUCAUAUUAAUCGAAGACGGCCGUUUGAACCCGACUGUUCCAGGAAUGCUCAAUGAAUUAGCAAAAAUAUGCGAAAAAUCGACAGAAUAUCAUUUUCCCGAUUUGGAUCAUCAAUUAGAUAACGUGAGACGUAUAUGCUCAUCAUCCUCCGAUGUCAAUGCUAUCGCUAAUAACGAUAAUUUUUCCUCUCGUAUUAUGAAAGUAGAAGUUAGUGGAGACAUUAAAUCAACCGAACGUAUUGCCGCAGAUCCUGAUCAAAUUCUUGAAACUGGGGACGUGUACAUAACUCGGCAUUCCAACUUAUCCCGGACCCAUGUGGUUUUUCACUUGUGCGUUAACGAGAUGGAUGAAUGGAACUGGUUAGGGUCCGGUAUGGAUACCAGUGUUAGGCAGCAUUUCCAACUUUUCGAAGGUCUCAGGAACAUAGUUAAAACUUGUUUCAGUCUUUACGACGUUCAAUCGUUGACCAUACCCUUACUGUUGGGCAACCAAUUAAACGAGGAAAUGACCCUGAAUUGGUGCCUUAAAAGGGCAGAGCUAGUUUUUAAAUGCGUCAAGGGUUACGUGAUAGAGAGUCAAAGCUUUUCGUCUAGCCCCUUAUAUCAGCCCCAUAUUAUUACAUCGUCGACCGUGGACUCGAGUGUAUCGCAUAACAAAUGUAAAAUCGUACAAUUUCAAUUGCCGGCUCAAAUGAGUGAGACAGCCUUCGAUAAUAUAUGUAACACCUUACCCAAUAUAUUCAGACUCCCAACACCCAUCGUUAGGUGAUUCGUACUAUGAAAAUUAAAACAGUGGUGAUGAAAGUUCUGAUAAUAUCCCAAGCAUAAUCUUUAUUUAUAAUUCCGUCUAUUUAUAUUUAUAAUAUAAUAAUUAGACCAUUUGUUUAAGAAAACUAAAUAAUUUGAGUUAAAAGUCAUGAUUUAACUUAAAACUACGUUUAAUAUAUUUUGUACCCUUUUUUUCCAAUGGUAUCUUAUAAAAUUAUAUUUUAAGUAAAAUUAAACUAAAAAUAUGCAUAGAAUUAUUUUUUAUCUUUCUUUCUAUCCCCAUAAACCUCAUACCAUGGAAGGCUAAGGAAAUUUCAAUUAGUAAAUUACCAACAUUUCAAAAAUAAAUUUAAUUAUUAUUUUUUUUGAUAAAUGCAUUAUUAUAGAACAAUC
Molecule: messenger RNA, 2381 nt
Organism: Gordionus sp. m RMFG-2023
Lineage: Eukaryota; Metazoa; Nematomorpha; Gordioida; Chordodea; Parachordodidae
Product: protein C12orf4 homolog
Exons: 7
Coding region: 82-1989 (635 amino acids)
Cellular component (GO): cytoplasm
Source: RefSeq, a predicted model, not a curated record